This is a messenger RNA of Pseudozyma flocculosa PF-1, 402 nucleotides long. RefSeq lists its product as uncharacterized. Lineage: Eukaryota; Fungi; Basidiomycota; Ustilaginomycetes; Ustilaginales; Ustilaginaceae. The record is from RefSeq and is a predicted model, not a curated record. Gene Ontology annotation, molecular function: DNA-directed RNA polymerase activity; nucleic acid binding; zinc ion binding. Gene Ontology annotation, biological process: maintenance of transcriptional fidelity during transcription elongation by RNA polymerase II; DNA-templated transcription; transcription-coupled nucleotide-excision repair. Gene Ontology annotation, cellular component: RNA polymerase II, core complex. The transcript is spliced from 5 exons. Bases 1 to 402 code for a protein of 133 amino acids.
AUGUCGUCGCUCAACUUCUGCGCAGAGUGCAACAACCUCCUCUAUCCAGAGGUCGAUCGCACCAACCACGUCCUCCUCUAUGCCUGCCGCAACUGCAACUACUCGGAAGAGGCACGGCAGUCGCUCGUCUUUCGCAACGAUCUUAUGAGCGUCACAAAGGAACAACCGGGCGUCAUCGACAACCUCAUGAAGGACCCUACCUUGGCUAGAACACAGGACCUCUCGUGUCCCGACUGCGGUCACUCGGAAGCGGUAGUCUUUCAGGACCAGUCGAAACGAAUCCUCAACCGAAUGAUCCUCUUCUACGUCUGCACGCGCUGCAACCACCUCUUCCGCGACCCACCACAACAGGCCCCUACCACCGGCCCGGGACAGGUGUGGAACGACCGCAAGAAAAAGUAA